AUGGCGGCCACCUAGCAAUGUUUCGUGGGACUUGCAAAACUUCGAGUUUUUCUGCAAAGUAUGAGUUCAGCAGCGCAAGUAUUAAGACAAGCAGAAGCGCUCAAAGCAAGUGUAUCAGAUUCAAACAAGGGUAUAUCAGAAACAUGGGUGGCCAGACAGAGAUUGGAAGAUCUGUACAAGAAACUGCUGUUGAUGGACUUGGAGUAUGCUCUUGAUAAGAAAGUAGAGCAAGACCUGUGGAACCAUGCUUUUAAAAAUCACAUCAACAGUUUACAGUCCCAAACUAAAGACAAACAGAACCCCAAGCGAGGGGAGACCCAGGCCACGCUGAACCUAUUCUUGGAGACAGCAAGUGGCUUUUACCUACAGUUGCUGCAGCUGAUAUGUACAACCUUCAAACUGGAUCUCCCUUUCAGGAGAAAAUCUUCCUGCUUUGGCAUUUUGAAAGAGAAAAUUCCUAUGAAGGUGAAGAUAACACCCCCUAAGAAAAGUUCCUGCCUGUAUAUAUGUCAACACUGUCUGGUCCACCUAGGAGACAUUGCUCGUUACCGACAGCAGAUAGAACAGGCCCAGACGUACUACUGGCAUGCUGCUAACCUCCUACCUUUUAAUGGCCAGCCCUACAACCAGCUGGCUAUAGUGGAGGCAGCCUACGGGAACAAGCUUUCCACUGUGUUCUACUACAUCCGCAGUCUGGCGGUGAGACACCCAUUCCCUGUGGCUGCAACCAACCUGGAGAAACUUUACAACAAACUGGCCAAAGAUCCUUGUGAGUUGAAAGGGAAGCUGUCUGUCAGUGAGAUGAUCACAGCCUUUCUCCAGUUCCAGGCAUUCAUACACAUGUGUGUUGAACUCCAGAGAGCAGAGCUGCUUAGUGAAAAACUAGUGGCAGCCUUACCAGCACAUGUAACGUCACAGAGUUUUCCGUCGGGUAUUCUAGUGCAGAUUAUUGCCAUCAACAUCUUCGCAAUGCAGCAUGCCAGGCGACAGUUGUCGUCGGACUCUGAAGAUCUCAGCAAUGGACACCUAUAUGAAAGCUUGACUGUGGAUGAAGAGACUUCAUUUCAACUCAUGUUCAAAUUCACAAUACUUGUGCUUGAUGUGCUGCUACAGUACACCCCAAAACAAGAACAAAAGUUGCGUGAUUUCUUCACUCUGCCUGCUGUAAAACUUUUGUUAGAUUGGUUCAAACUCAACCCCGAACACCUCCACAAUCCUAUCCUGAAGACCUCAAGUCUGUGGGUGAAUUUGUGUAAAGUCCUGAACAACAUCCGACCAUCAUCUGCUCCCAAGGAGGGCAAGCUUGACAUUGGCAAGUAUGAGGAUUUACCCCUGACAGAGGAUGCAGAACUGCGAUGUUUUCAGCCACUUGAGAAGGCUCACAGUGGGUUUAGCUUCAGUCGGGUGCCGAGUGAAGGCCUGCCAUCAGAAGUGGAGUCACAGCUGCGCUGUCGCCGACUGCUUGCCCAUGGACACUGGAUAGCUGAGGAAUACCCAGGCUUAAACCUCAUGAAUAUUCAAGCCAAUAAAAUAGGCAAAGUACAGUUCACUGCCCCUUCAGCUCCAGUCAAGGUCACUGCCUCAUUGACCCCAAUCAAGGUUAUUGGCACAACAUCAGCGCCAGUUAAGGUGAUGUCACCCUCAGUGCUUGUUAAGACCGGAACCGCAGCUUCGGAAUCCCAACCUUUUCAAUCUAGUCCAGAGAGAAAGCCAGUACGGCAAAAUGUUGCUAUACAGGCCAUUAUUCAGAAGCAGAGUCAGACCAAUAAAGACCAGGGCAGUGGAGAGAAGGCAAUCACUAUAAUACAACAACCUUCAGACAAGGUGAAGGCUGUAGAAGGAGUGGAGAGAGGUGGUAAGCUGUGCCCUCCUAAGUACAUACUGGGGGUUCCUACCAGUGAACCUUUGUUCAUGAAACCGAGUGGAGGCCGUCCCUCAACUGGAGGCACAGUAGGGACCGGAAGACCCCCAACACAGACCCCACCUCGCCUACAGAAACAACAGCAGCUACAACUUGCUCAGCAACAGAUGCAGACUCAUCCAGAGGAGGAAGAGGGUAUGGAGGAGGAGGAUCAAUCGUCAUGGCAACCUGUACAUCAACAUCAGAUAUCCUCCCAGGACCAAACAAGCAAACAAACAAAGAUUGCUUGGCAGCUGACCUCUCAACAAUCUGCCAAGGAUGCCCCACCACAACUGUUGACCUCACAACAGACAGCUGGAUAUCCAAAGCAACAGGCAGGCCCACAGUUUUCUCCACAGCCACUGAACAGUCAAGCUUUGUCACCAGGACAACAAAGACAGGUGGCAUCCCCUCACCAGCCACCCAGGAUGACUUCACCUCUAGCUCACCCUGCACAGUCUCCCAAACCUGUCAUGAUCCUUCAGUCAGACUUCAGGUCUCCCCCUCGGAAGCCUGUCACUCAGCAACAGAAACAACAGGAACAUCAUCAGCACCUGCAGCAGCCACAGCAACAGGGUCAUUCUGCCUCCUCCCCAUCCAGUGAAUUUGAUAUGAUUGGAUACACCCAACAUAUGGCCAACCAGGAUGGAGGCUCAAUGCGAGGAGGGAAUUUUGACCCCAAUAUUCUAUAUAGGACGUCAGGACCUGGCCAGCACAAUGCUUUACAAGGGCUUCAACAAGACAUAUCCCCUGUUCAAGGUCAAGUCCAAGGUCAAGGUCAUGAAGGGUCAAAUGAUAAUGCGGAAUUGCGAUCCUCACAACACCAGAGGCAUGCCCGAUCACAUCCUGCUGGAGUUCUUGACCCAAAUAUGUCCUUUGUGAAUCCCCCAUCAGGAGCUCCUAUGAUAGGCAAACAAGGAAACAACAUGAGGCCUCCCUCUCAGCAAGGGAGUCAGGUGGGAAACCAUUUCUCUAGAAAUUAUCCCCCACCAAAUAUGAACAUGUACUAUGGGCAGCAGAGCAACAUGCAGAGGCCACCCCAAAGUAACCAUAUCAACCAGUCCUCUGGUUCUGGUACUGACCAUAUUCCUGGAGUAGGGGGGCCACUCCAGGGUAGCCACAUGAACCAGACUUCAGGUCCUGGUGUUGACCAUAUUCCUGGAUCAAGGGAACCAGAGAUAGGGGCAGUAGUUGGUGGGAUGGACAACAUGCCAGGGGGGCACUCAUACAAGGGACAAUCAAAUCGAUCAUUAAUCCCAGGUCCAAUAGCCACACAUCUACAGCAACAUGGGCCACCACCUCAGCAGAAUCAGCCUCAGCAUGGUCCACCAUCUCAGCAGAAUCAGCAGCUUAGAGGACCAUCUUUACAACAGGCACAACUGAGAGGACAGCCUCCACAGCACACUCAGCUACAGAGAGGACUGCCUCCACAACACAAUCAGCAACAAAGAGGACCUCGUCCACUCCAGAGUCAGCAGCUUAGAGGCCAACCUCUGCACCAGAAUCAACAACUCAGAGGGCCUCCUCCCCAACAGAAUCAACAACAGAGAGGACAACCCCUUCAAACACAUCCAUCUCACACUCAGAGUUCAGCUCAUUCCCCAGGGCAACCCCACCCAUCUCGCCCCCAACAGCCCCACCCUCACCAACAGCCCCAACAACAGCAAGGUGUCAACCCUUCAUACCAGGGGCCCAUGUUUAACCCUAUCAACUUCUUGGCAGGCAUCAGUCGGUUCAACCUUGCAAACCAGAACUUCGGCAACAUGGAGGGACUGGACCUGAUCAGACAAAAUCUGAAGAAAGAGGAUCUCCCUCCAAACGCUGCUGACAUUCUUGGGGCCCUGUCACUACUUGCAGUACAGCCACCCAGGGGUAUGCAGGACACGUUGAUGGUACCCAACAGACAUGCUUCCUUCCAAGGUCAUGCAGAGGGAACGCCGAAGCCAGAUUCCUCCUCCCCGCCGAGUAGAAGCCCCCUGUUGACUCCCGAGAUAGAGCCCCGGCCACCCUGUCAGGUGACCAUGCCAAGCCCCGCACCUCAACAGCUGGGUACCUACACACUGUUCAGCAGUUCGCCGUGGUCUGUACCACUGUCAACAACCGACACCAAAAGUUUGGCCUCAUCGCCAUUUUCCUCAGAGUCCAACAGUAUGAGGAAUUCUCCUGACCCACCUGUGGACACAUACAUGGAGAACAAGCCUGGAAGUCACGGCUUUGAGAUGGGACUCAGGUUCGGACCAACUGAGGACCACAGCAGGAGGGAAAAAGGGGGACAACCCAUGCCACAUCCUGAAGUGCAGCCUGCACAAGAACAGGGGGGCCCAGGGCCAUUCUUUCCAAGUACCUUCCAGUCUAUCUGGUCAUCAGGAUCCUCGGCUGGUCAGUCACCAUUAGAACGUCUCCUGGAGAAACAAAAACGUCGACAGAAUGACCCACAUUGAGGGGAGGCCGUGGACAAGGGAUACACAUCCAAGGAAUUUCUCCUCAGCCUGCACACAACAUGUGUCACUGGCUCUACCAAAACACAAUGACACCAGAUGUCAACAGCUGAUAAGCUGUAACAUAAUGUGUCAACAGCUUGUGUCAAUAACGGAUAAUGAUGACAGAAUAUGUCAACAGAAAGACAGCAGUGUCAUUGUGUCAGUUAACAAUAUGAUGACAUAAUGUCUCAAUUGAAGAGACAAUAUUGAGUCAACAGUAGAAAUGAUGACAUGAUGUGAUAUUAAGACAACAAUUAUAUCACCAUUUAAGGUUUAAAUCUAUCUGGUGUCAACAUGUCAUUGCUACAUACUUACAACAUACAAGGAACUGUCAACGAUGCCAGUGUUGUCUAUCAGCGUACAGGUGUCAACAAACACAGGCAGUACAUAAGUGUACAGUUGUCGCCAAACACGGGAAGUACAUUAGCGUAUAUGUGUCAACAAAUGCUGGCAGUACAUUAGUGUAUAGGUGUCGCACAGUACAUUAGUGUAUAGGUGUCGCACAGUACAUUAGCAUACAGACACAAUGAAUGUGUCCGCAGGAAUGGUUUGCAAAGCAAACAUUUGACAUUGUGUAUGAUACAAGGGUGGAAUGUGAUAAACAGUUUUAGCUUGCACUCCUACUGUUUUUGCACAGAUUGUACAUAUAUUAAAUUAUAUGACAGAUUAUAUUGUCACCAUUUAUUCCAGGUUAUGUCAGGAUGUCAUUUGUGUUUAUACAUAUACGUGUUUUAUGAAACUCAUGCUUCAGCUUAUAAUGAGAUCACUGGUCAUAUUACUAGUUAUUCAUUGCACAUGAAUUUGAUGUCAACUGCUGUGACUAAACAGGUCACGUGAUCAAGUCAAGUCCGUGAUGUCACUAACAAGCAGGAACGCGAGGUUUUGUCACUAACAAGCAGGAACGGAGGUUUUCAUCUGAAUUCAUUUAAAACCUCUCCUGUGUUAUAGACUUUAACAAAAUGAACUCACGGUCAAUAAGUUACACUUUUAAGUGUCAACAUUUAGUGACAAAUUGCCAAAUUAUGUGAAUAUAUCUUAUAUCAUGUGAUAAAUUGCCAUAUCAUGUGCAAUUUUUCAUAUCAACUGACUAUUUAUUGUAUCAUGUGACUAUUUGUCGUAUUCUGUGACUUUUUCAUACCAUGUGACUUUUGUCAUGUUAUGUGAUUAGUUGUCAUGUUGUGUUAUAUAUGUUGACUGAUUAGGGAGCCAUACUGUUUUAUUUGUUUAUGUGUGUUAGAUCACUGACACCAUGUGCAGAUGUAUACACAAUGUCACUAUCAUCUUUGUAAUAGUGACAUACCUGUAUCACAAUAUCACCGGUCAAAAGGUGUAAACAUGUGUCACACCUGUGUCACUAUAUCACCGGUCAGAAGGUGUCAAAGUGUCACACUUGUGUCACAAUAUCACCUGUGUCACUAUAUUACCGGUUAGUAGGUGUAGACAUGUGUCACCAUUGUCAGUGUCACAGUGACACUCCUGUGUCACUAUAUCACCUGUGUCACUAUAUCACCUGUGUCACUAUAACACCUGUGUUACUAUAUCACCUGUGUCACUAUAACACCUGUGUCACUAUAUCACAUGUGUCACUAUAUCACCUGUGUCACUAUAUCACAUGUGUCACUAUAUCACAUGUCAAAAGGUGUAAACCCAUGUCACUAGUUACACAUUAUCACAGGUAUAUGUCUGUGAUGUAGAUAGGAAUGUUGACAUCCUUUUUAAAAAGUGGACCAUAAUAAUGUAGGACAUUGGAGUAUUAUCACAGGACAAAUUGGUGAUUGGUAUAUAUAAGAAUGACUAUUUGAGUGUAAUUGUGACAAAGUGAUAUAAGUAUAGAAUUAUGAGGUAGAUGUAUUAGAGUGUCUACAGGCACAGAGUUAUGGUCAGAAACCUCACUAACAUUGACUGGGUACUAUUUCAGUUUCAGUUACAUUAAUUAAGCCGUAUCUUUCCACAUGUGAGGUAUGUCAUUUGUUCUCAAAUCAAUAUGUUGAACUCUCCCUUGUUAAAAAGAGAUGUAAGAUAGAUCCAGCCUAUGUAAAACAUGGGUGAAGUAUAGAGCUGGCUCAUGUAGCACCAGGAUACAGGUAAAGGAUAAUUACCUGUGUCAAGUCAGGGCAUGUUGUAUAGAGCUGGCUCAUGUAGCACCAGGAUACAAUUAAAGGAUUAUUACCUGUGUCAAGUCAGGGCAUGUUGUAUAGAGCUGGCUCAUGUAGCACCAGGAUACAGGUAAAGGAUUAUUACCUGUGUCAAGUCAGGGUAUGUUGUAUAGAGCUGGCUCAUGUAGCACCAGGAUACAAUUAAAGGAUUAUUACCUGUGUCAAGUCAGGGCAUGUUGUAUAGAGCUGGCUCAUGUAGCACCAGGAUACAGGUAAAGGAUUAUUACCUGUGUCAAGUCAGGGUAUGUUGUAUAGAGCUGGCUCAUGUAGCACCAGGAUACAAUUAAAGUAUUAUUACCUAUGUCAAGUCAGGGCAUGUUGAAUUAAUAGAAUUCUAAUUAA
Messenger RNA from Mizuhopecten yessoensis (Yesso scallop), 6878 nucleotides. RefSeq names its product protein SMG7-like. The record is from RefSeq and is a predicted model, not a curated record. The coding region runs from base 61 to 4341 and encodes 1426 amino acids. The transcript is spliced from 25 exons. Gene Ontology annotation, biological process: nuclear-transcribed mRNA catabolic process, nonsense-mediated decay. Gene Ontology annotation, cellular component: telomerase holoenzyme complex. Lineage: Eukaryota; Metazoa; Mollusca; Bivalvia; Pectinida; Pectinidae. Gene Ontology annotation, molecular function: telomeric repeat DNA binding; protein binding; telomerase RNA binding.